AUGGGUAGACCCACCAAACGCACUCAACUCUGCCGCGAGCUUGCCAGAAAAAGGAAAAAAUCUGAUCUUUCUUAUAAUACAACAGCGGACGACGUUCUUAUUAGUGAUAAUUGUUAUUUUACAGAAGAUGCGAUUGGAGACAAAUUAAAUGACGAAGCGGAAGACGCGAUUAGAGAAGAGAAUAAUGAAUUUGAGGAAGAGGGAGAGCGAGGUGUCAUCGGACCAAGCGGACGGUUUCGUGAAAUAUGGCCGGAAAUUGAUCCAGUAUACGAUAGCGAUACUUCAACCGAAGACGUACAGAAUACAGUCGGAAAUAUAUCAAUGGAGUGGUACGAUGACUUCCCCCACAUCGGCUAUGAUAUUGAUGGGCAAAAGGUUAUGAAGCCUGCCAUAGGAGAUGAACUUGAUAAGUUCUUAGAUAAAUUAGAUGAUCCUGAUUCAUGGAUGUCUGCCAAGGAUGAUCUUAUGCAGCGAGAUGUGAAAUUGACGGAUGAAGAAUUAGAAAUAAUUCGCAGAAUCCAGAUGCAUGAAAUGCCAGAUAAAUAUUACAAUCCAUAUGAACCCACUUUCGAAUGGUUUACAAGUAAACCGAUGGUUAUGCCGUUAACUGCUGCCCCAGAACCAAAACGACGAUUUGUUCCAUCUCGUUGGGAAGCGAAAAAGAUCAUGAAAAUUGCCCGUGCAAUACGGGAAGGCCGCAUUCUUCCUCGUAAAAGACAAGCUGAAUCGCCCCGAUUCUAUGACCUCUGGACUGAUACCGAACAAUCUCGUUCAGAUAAUCCAAUGCAUCUGCCUGCCCCCAAAAUAAAACUACCGGAACACGACGAAAGCUAUAACCCGCCUGAAGAAUAUUUUUUAAAAGAUAGAUUCGAGAGGUGUCUUGAUUUGUAUCUAGCCCCUCGCGUACGGAAGAACAAGCUCAACAUCGAUCCAGAAUCUUUAAUUCCUAAGCUUCCUCACCCGAGAGACUUGCAGCCUUUUCCAACCACUCUCACCCUGUCAUACAACGGUCAUACUGGUCGUGUUCGCACAUUUUCUAUCGAUCCUACUGGAUUAUGGCUAGUUUCCGGUUCCGAUGAUCGGACAAUACGAAUGUGGGAAGUUACUACCGGUCGAUGUGUGCAGGCGUGGGACGUUGAGGAUAUCGUAUAUUCCAUCGCCUGGUGUCCUAAUAAAGACAUCUGGGUAUUUGCCGUGACGCUUUCAAAUAAGGUUGCUUUUAUAUCACCACGUCUUAUGUGUAGUGAAGAAGUAUCGAAUUUUGCAGUGAAAUAUGCGUCUGCUGGAUUUAAUAUGCAGAAAGCUGACAAAAAGCCUGGUGUUGUUGAAUGGCUUAAACCAACAGAAAACCAAAGACAAUAUGGAUAUGUAGUCAUUAUAUCACAUCUGCACGACCAUAUUGUGAAACAGGUUACCUGGCAUCGCAAGGGCGAUUAUUUCGCAACUCUCGCGCCAGAUGCUGGAACACAGGGUAUUGUAAUUCAUCAAUUGACGAGGCAUCAUAGUCAGCAACCAUUCCGUAAGAUUAAAGGUUUAAUACAGCGAGUGAUAUUCCAUCCGAUAAAGCCAAUUUUUUUUGUGGCCACACAGAGAUACGUUCGCGUGUACAAUUUGAUAAAACAGGAACUCUCCAAAACGCUUUUGUCAGGAGUCAAAUGGAUAUCGAGUAUAGACAUUCAUCCGAUGGGGGAUAAUGUUAUUGUCGGAAGUUAUGACAAGCGAUUAUGUUGGUUUGAUUUGGAUUUGUCGGCAAGGCCAUAUCGAACUCUUCAAUACCAUAAAAUGGCAACUCGCUGUGUGGCAUUCCAUAAGAGGCUUCCACUGUUUGCAUCGUGUAGCGACGAUGGGACUAUUCAGAUAUUUCAUGGAACGGUGUAUAACGAUUUAUUGCAGAACCCAUUGAUAGUGCCGGUGAAGAUAUUAAAGGGAGGACAUGAUAUUGUUAAUAGUUUAGGUGUAUUGUAUUGUGAAUUUCAUCCUUCGCAUCCUUGGAUUUUGUCUUCUGGUGCAGAUCACAAAAUAAACCUAUGGACUUGUUGA
This is a messenger RNA of Paraglomus occultum, 2040 nucleotides long. The record is from the annotation of a GenBank genome assembly. Lineage: Eukaryota; Fungi; Glomeromycota; Glomeromycetes; Paraglomerales; Paraglomeraceae.